AUGUCCCAAAUAACGGAUGCCAGCAUACGUGACGCCAUCACGCAGCGUCUAGGGGCCACCCACGUCGAAGUCACCGACAUGUCUGGCGGCUGCGGCCAAGCAUUCACUUGCCUCAUCGUCGCGCCCCAGUUCCAAGGCCUCAACUCCCUCAAGCGCCACCGCCUGGCCAACGCCGCUCUCAAGGAGGAGAUUGCCGCCAUCCACGCCUGGACGGCAAAAUGCCAAACGCCAGACGAGUGGGAGAGGGACAAGGCCAAGGCGGGCCCCCCCAUGGACGGGACCGUCGGGGGCCAUGUCGAAGGCACGAGUGCGUGA
This is a messenger RNA of Metarhizium brunneum ARSEF 3297, 315 nucleotides long. RefSeq lists its product as uncharacterized. The record is from RefSeq and is a predicted model, not a curated record. Lineage: Eukaryota; Fungi; Ascomycota; Sordariomycetes; Hypocreales; Clavicipitaceae. Gene Ontology annotation, biological process: intracellular iron ion homeostasis. Gene Ontology annotation, molecular function: 2 iron, 2 sulfur cluster binding. Gene Ontology annotation, cellular component: nucleus; cytosol.